Quercus lobata is the source of this 2101-nucleotide messenger RNA. It is a transcript of the gene PAP15, whose product is annotated as purple acid phosphatase 15. The coding region runs from base 160 to 1791 and encodes 543 amino acids. NCBI's taxonomy places the organism in Eukaryota, Viridiplantae, Streptophyta, Magnoliopsida, Fagales, Fagaceae. The record is from RefSeq and is a predicted model, not a curated record. Gene Ontology annotation, molecular function: metal ion binding; acid phosphatase activity. The transcript is spliced from 7 exons.
UCCGAAACUCCCUAUGGUUCACAGUUUCCCCGUCUCAAUUCCAACGGCUACUAAACUGAUCACAGAACCAAACCCAACUUUCACACAAAACUCUCUUUUCCUUUCUUUCUUUCUCAGUGACUGUGUGUGUUGUGUUGGGAAUUCGAAUUCCCCACUGAAAUGGUUUUCCCUCUGAGGCUUUUUUGUGCGGUUGCGAUUGCGGGGUUCAUUUUCGUUGACGGCGCCGGAGUGAAGAUCCCGUCGACUCUGGACGGUCCGUUCGAGCCGGUGACGGUGCCGUUCGACCAAAGCUUACGUGGCAACGCCGUGGAUUUGCCAGACUCCGAUCCCAGGGUUAAGCGCCGAGUCAAAGGCUUCGAGCCUGAACAGAUUUCAAUCUCGCUCUCCGCUCACUACCACUCCGUCUGGAUCUCAUGGAUCACUGGCGAAUCCCAAAUUGGUUACAAUAUAAAGCCAUUAGACCCUAAAACUGUUGCAAGUGUAGUUCGUUACGGGAUGAUAAGACAACCAUUAACACAUGAAGCCACAGGCUAUUCUCUUGUUUACAAUCAGCUCUAUCCCUUUGAAGGUCUCCAAAAUUAUACUUCUGGAAUUAUUCAUCAUGUUCGCCUCACAGGGUUGAAUCCAAACACUCUAUACUAUUAUCGAUGUGGAGAUCCCUCUAGACAAGCCUGGAGUAAAGUUGGCUCCUUCAAGACUAUGCCAGUUUCUGGCCCAAGAAACUAUCCAGACAGAAUAGCAGUUGUUGGAGAUCUUGGUCUUACUUACAAUACAACUACCACCAUUAGUCACUUGAUUAGUAAUAAACCUGAUCUUGUUCUGUUGGUCGGUGAUGUUACGUAUGCUAAUUUAUACCUCACAAAUGGAACCGGCUCUGACUGUUAUUCUUGCUCAUUUCCACAAAGUCCCAUACAUGAGACGUAUCAGCCUCGUUGGGAUUACUGGGGAAGGUUUAUGCAGAAUUUAGUGUCUAAAGUUCCAAUAAUGGUGGUAGAAGGGAACCAUGAAAUAGAAGAACAAGCUAGAGGCCAGACAUUUGCAGCUUAUAGUUCUCGCUUUGCAUUCCCAUCUGAAGAAAGUGGAUCUUCAUCCACAUUCUAUUAUUCUUUUGAUGCAGGGGGGAUACACUUUGUCAUGCUUGGGGCGUAUAUUGCAUACAAUAAAUCAGAGAAUCAAUACAAGUGGCUAGAGAGAGACUUGGCUAAUGUCGACAGAUCAAAAACUCCAUGGCUGGUAGCCACUUGGCACCCACCUUGGUACAGUUCCUAUAAAGCUCAUUAUAGAGAGGCGGAGUGUAUGAGGGUGGCAAUGGAAGAGCUGCUUUACUCUUAUGGUGUUGACAUAGUCUUUAAUGGACAUGUCCAUGCUUAUGAAAGGUCAAAUCGAGUUUAUAAUUACACAUUAGAUCCCUGUGGUCCGGUAUAUAUCACAGUUGGAGAUGGGGGUAAUCGAGAAAAGAUGGCAGUUGAACAUGCUGAUGAUCCCGGCCACUGCCCAGAGCCAUCAACUACUCCUGAUGAGUACAUGGGUGGCUUUUGUGCUACAAACUUUACAUCUGGCCCAGCAGCUGGCAAGUUCUGUUGGGAUCAGCAGCCUGAAUACAGUGCCUUAAGAGAAAGUAGCUUUGGCCAUGGGAUCCUAGAGGUGAAGAAUGAAACUUGGGCCUUGUGGACAUGGUACCGAAAUCAGGACUCUUACGGUAAAGUUGGGGAUCAAAUCUACAUAGUGAGGCAGCCUAAUAAGUGCCCUGUUCAUCAACAGAGAACUGCACGUUGGUUUGCAGCCUCUUAAACAAACGUGGUAGAACCAGCCUCUAGCCCUUUAUGCAGGUAAUGGAAGAGCCAAGAAGUAAUGGGUAUAGACGGAUAAAAAAGUAUAGGAUGGGGUGGCAUCUUGUCUUUAUGACUAGGCCUUCCCCUUAUACAAUUCACUUGAAAAAAUGCUUACUGCAUUUCUGUAUUGUAAAUAGUAAACAAAUUACAAGCUGUUGUUAUAAACUGUAACUAUACGUUAGUCUCCAAAUGGUUAUUGUUCGAGUAGAUAAUGCAAGAAUCAAGAAGUAAUAGAAAUUGAUGAAUAAAAAAGUAUAGGAUUGGUGGUA